This is a messenger RNA of Daktulosphaira vitifoliae (grape phylloxera), 469 nucleotides long. RefSeq names its product E3 ubiquitin-protein ligase RNFT1-like. NCBI's taxonomy places the organism in Eukaryota, Metazoa, Arthropoda, Insecta, Hemiptera, Phylloxeridae. The record is from RefSeq and is a predicted model, not a curated record.
GUGAUGGUGCUAGUUCUUCAAAUAUUGUAGAUGAUGUUGAUGAUUCUUCAAUGUGCCCUAUUUGUUGGAUUACGAUGAGCGCAGAAACUUUUACAACAAUAUGUAAUCAUAAAUAUUGUGAAGGAUGUAUAAACAAUUGGUUACAACGUAGCAAUUUAUGUCCAUUAUGUCGAACUGCAAUCUAUAAAAACAAUGGUAAUUUAUAAAAAUGAUACAGAUAGUUGAUACCUAGUUAUUAUUUACAGCACUAAAAUAUAUUAACAGUACGCCAAUGCCGCCCUCAUAAAUACACCUUUGUAGCUUUUUGUAAUUAUAAUUAAAAAUAUAAAAAAUCUCGUUGUGUAAUUCCCAUAUACGCAAAUUAUAACUAUAGUUAUCAAAGGAUUAAAGAUAUUUUGGCUAAUACUUCAACAGAAAGUAAGCAAUAAAUUACUAACAUGGAUUAAGAUUAGACUAAGACAUUCAUUUG